CCUCUGUGCCCUCUCCCAACCCUGCUGUUGCCCUGUCACCUUUCAGGUGCCAUUCUCUGCUCCAGCUUGGGGUCCCAGACCCCUUUUCCCCCCUCCUCACCCUUGCCCCUGCCAGUUCCAAGCCCCUGGGACCUGGACAUCACCACACCGCCUAGCCGCUUUGAGCCAGCCUCUCCCCUAAUUCCCCCAGGCCCAGAGGGGCGUUGGCUGUUCUCCACCUGCAGGGCCAACAGCUGACGCGGGCCCACACAGUGUGGCCGGGACUACACCGGCAGCAGUGUGGUGGUGAGUGGGGCCGCUGAGCCUCUGAAAGGCGUGCAAUUGUGGUGGGCACCGGGCGCCGGCCAGCCUCUGAUCUCAGCCUAUGGAGCCGCGGGCGGCAAAGGUGCCAAGAACCACCUGUCACCGGCGCAUGGAGUCUUCCUCUCCGCCGUUUUCCCCCUUGGUCGCGGGGAGCUGCCUUACAUCCUCGUAGGGCAGCAGGAAGAGGACGCCUGUCCGAGAGUAAGCGGAGCCAGUGAGAGGGGGACGGCUCAAGCGCCCCAGGGCGAGGACUGGGUGGAAGGAGAGGUCGUUCCUGGGGUUAAGACCUCAGCACUGAGAGCGGAGGGUCCCGGACCCCCGCUGAUUCCGGUCCCGGACGCCCGCCGGGGUGCCAGGAGAGCCAGCUCGUUCUGCCUCGGAGAGUCUCCGGCCGCUGAGGAGCACGCGGCGACGGAGGGGAUCGGAGGGAUUCCGGGGUCGCGGAGCUGGGCAGGAGUCGGAGUGGAUGGGGAGGGCGCGACCCUGAACGCCGCUGCCGCGUAUCUGCGCGCACGCGAGCUGGAGCCGCUGCUGGUGGCGGCCGGAGGAGGCGGUCGGGCGUACCUGAGGCGGGAGGAUCGAGGCCGGACCACCCCCGAAAAACUGCAGAACCGCUCGGCGGCGCCGGGAAGCGCGGGCCGCGGUCUCUCUGCAGGUGGAGGAGACGGCUGGACGUCGCGGGUCCCCUCUCCGCCGGCCGGCCGCUCACCGCGGAAGGGAGCGGAGGGUGGCCAGGGCUGCAGGGAGGCCUGGGCUACGCUUGGCUGGGCCUCAGCCGGCGGCUUCACUGGAGACGGCGGCGGCCACCCGGGGGGCGAUGCCUCAGAGGCUGACAUCCUCUGGGCUGAUGGGGAAGAUGGGGUAUCCUUCAUACACCCCAACAGAGAGCUCUACCUGCAGCCUCUGCCAGUCAUGGAGAGCCAUGGAGAGGUGGAGAUUCGAUUAUACCUCAAUCGCGGUCAUUGCCUUUUGAAAAUCUGCCAAUGGCAGGCAGAGCUCCAGUUGGCCAGAUGCAUGUGCCCAGAGGGCAUGGAGCUGGCUGCAGAUAACAUCACCUGCAUGGACCCUUUGAUUCUGAUGGUGGCUGUGAUGUUGAUCUUGACACUGAGACUCCCUAUGGUGUGUGGGGUCCAGAUUCUGGUGAACCAUAAGAAGUGGCAGGGCCUGUGGUGGAUGAGGCUGCCAGGCCCUGAGCUCCAGCUGAGCAAGCUCACCUCCACCAUCAGGACAACCCCCAACCCCUACUACUUCCAGGUGGGGCUUGGCCCAGCCCAGUCCUGGCCUCUGCCCCCAGGGCUUACGGAGGUUUCCCCUUCCAACCUGUCUUCCUGCAGAGCCCUGGGCCGUGGUGCCUUUGGAGAGGUCUAUGCAGGACUGGUGAUUGGCCUUCCUGGGGACCCCAGCCCCCUGCAGGUGACUAUUAAGACUCUGCCGGAACUCUGCUCUCACCAGGACCAGCUGGAUUUCCUCAUGGAGACACUAUCAUCAGGCACACCUGGGGCCAGGGGCAGGCGUGGAAGGACACUGCGCUGCGUGGGGCUCAGCAUCCAGGCUGCCCCUGGCUCAAUUCUGCUGGAGUUGAUGUCUGGAGGGGACAUGAAGAGUUUCCUGAGGCAUAGGUGGCCACGGCUGGGCCAGCCAUCACCUUUAGCCAUGCAAGACCUUCUCCAGCUGGCUUGGGACAUAGCCCAGGGUUGCCACUACCUGGAGGAAAAUCACUUCAUCCACAGGGACAUUGCUGCCAGGAACUGCCUGCCGAGCUGCACCAGACCCAGCCAAAUGGCCAAGACUGGGGACUUCGGGAUGGCAAGCACUAUCUACAGGGCCAGUUAUUAACGCAAGGGGAGCCAAGCUCUGCUGCCUGUCAAGUAGAUGCCCCCGGGGGCCUUCCUGGAGGGCAUCUUCACACCCAAGACAGACUCCUGGUCUUUUGGAGUGCUGCUCUGGGAGAUCUCACUGGACUACGUGCCCUACUCUUGGCACACCGAUCAGGAGGUGCUGGGCUUUGUCAUCUGAGGGGGAUCGAUGGACCCUCUCAGGGGCUCUCCAAGGCCUGUGUACCAUUUCAUGACCCAGUGCUGGCAGCGUGAGCUUGAACUUCACCCUAGUUUGCCAGCUCUUGGAGGUCUUCAGUACCGCACUCAGAACCCUGAUGUGCUGAAUUCACCCCUUCCAGUGGAAUUGGGACCCAUCCUGGAGGAGGAGGGGCUGGGGAGCCUAUCUUUGGGGGAACUAAGAUGUCCACAGACCCAAGAACCAAGUUUGGGGAGAUUGAAGAGCUGGGGAGGGAACCUCCUUGGCCCCUGCCUCAAGCCCUCCAAAUCCAGGGGUCUCCAACCUCAGAACCUUUGGAAUCCCACCUAUGGUUCCUGGGUCCCAAAGGGCCCUGAGGGUGAGGACUCUGGCACUGAGGGUAGCAGUUCCUCCCUGUACUCCUCCCCAGGCUUCUAGGUGGCUUAUGUUCCAAGUAGCCUCUGUCUCCCACAGUCUGUGCUGUAUGUCUGGGCCUGUAUAUCUGCUGGCCUGGCACCAUGGACCCUCCAUCCUGGAAACCAGUCUCAGGCCUCCUGGGCAAGAGUCUGGCCACUCCCAGCCUUUGAUAUUUGGGACCAGAGGAUACUCCCCCAACUCCCAGGCGUAGGUGGAGAAUUGAAAUUGCCUCCUGCAGGAAGUCUUCUCUAGAUUGCCUUUACCCCACUAGCGUCCUCCAUCUGGGCAGCCCCCAACACUACAGAUACCUCUAAUAAAGAGCUCUUCUUAUA
Molecule: messenger RNA, 3065 nt
Organism: Delphinapterus leucas (beluga whale)
Lineage: Eukaryota; Metazoa; Chordata; Mammalia; Artiodactyla; Monodontidae
Gene: LTK
Product: leukocyte receptor tyrosine kinase
Biological process (GO): regulation of neuron differentiation; cell surface receptor protein tyrosine kinase signaling pathway; protein phosphorylation
Cellular component (GO): signaling receptor complex; plasma membrane
Molecular function (GO): ATP binding; transmembrane receptor protein tyrosine kinase activity
Source: RefSeq, a predicted model, not a curated record